Aedes albopictus (Asian tiger mosquito) is the source of this 2800-nucleotide messenger RNA. RefSeq names its product general vesicular transport factor p115 (gene p115). The coding region runs from base 59 to 2611 and encodes 850 amino acids. The transcript has 5 exons. The record is from RefSeq and is a predicted model, not a curated record. Gene Ontology annotation, cellular component: Golgi stack; Golgi membrane; ER to Golgi transport vesicle membrane. Lineage: Eukaryota; Metazoa; Arthropoda; Insecta; Diptera; Culicidae. Gene Ontology annotation, biological process: intracellular protein transport; transcytosis; vesicle fusion with Golgi apparatus.
CAAACGUCAAAACAAAUCAGAGAAAAUAUUGACGUAUAGCUGCGGCUGAAGACGAUUAAUGAACUUUCUGAAAAGUGGCCUCCAAACGGUGCUGGGUUCGCAAGAGCCCGGCACCCUUCCAACGGGAGCUGAAACCGUGGAACGAUUAGUGGAGCGUGUCAGCUCGUCGACGUUGUUGGAAGACCGGCGGGAUGCUUGCCGAGCGCUGAGGGCCCUCUCGAAGAAGUAUCGUGUGGAGGUGGGUGUUCAGGGAUUUCCAGCGCUGUUGCAAGUGAUGGAAAUGGACCGUGCCGAUCCGGAGAUUAUAGGGUACUGCUUGGACACACUGUGUCACGUUACAUCGAGGGAACCAUUUGAAGAGGAAGCUGAUAAUCCAAAUAUAACCGUGCACAUUGGAGAGCAAUUUACGGAAAUAUUCAUAAAGUCGGUUGAAAAUGUUACUCUGGUGUUGAACUGCUUAGAGGAGUAUGACUUUCGAGUACGAUGGUCAGCAAUUAAGCUGUUGACCGAGCUGUUGGCGAACAAGCCCAAGGAGAUUCAGGAAAUUGUUCUGGUCAGCCCGAUGGGCGUUUCGAAACUGAUGGACCUACUGAUUGACAGUCGGGAGGUGAUCAGAAACGAUGCUCUACUGCUGUUAAUUCAGCUAACAAAAGGGAAUGCCAACAUCCAGAAGAUUGUGGCUUUCGAGAAUGCUUUCGACAGGUUGUUUGAUGUGAUCAAAGAGGAAGGAAACUUAGAUGGUGGAAUCGUCGUAGAGGAUUGCUUGCUGUUGAUGUUGAAUUUACUGAAGAACAACCCAAGCAAUCAACAAUUUUUCAAGGAAGGAUCUUAUAUUCAACGGCUGGCGCCAAUGUUUGUUAUUCCACCGGAACAGGAAGAAAUCGGUAUGACCCCGCAGAAGAUAUCGAAUAUGUUACGCAUGCUGCAGAUUGUAAGAGCAUUGGUCAGUCCUAAUAAUUCCCAGCAUGUCGUCACAUCUUGUCAGAAAGCCAUGCGAAGUUCAGGACUUUUGGAAGGUUUGUGUAACAUCAUCAUGGGUAGUGGAGUAUCGCCAGAUAUUCUCACGGAAACGAUCAACACAGUGGCGGAAGUUAUCCGCGGAGAUGUGAAUAACCAGGAAUAUUUCAAUUCCGUAAUGGCUCCCAGUAAUCCGCCACGACCUGCACUGAUUGUUCUACUGAUGUCGAUGGUCAACGAGAAACAGCCUCUACCGUUACGCUGUGCUGUACUGUAUUGCUUCCAGAGUUAUUUAUACAAAAAUGAAGCGGGUCAAAAUGCGCUCGUUCAAACACUGCUGCCCUCGACUGCGCAAAUUUCGUCCCUCACUUCAGGUCAACUGUUAUGCGGUGGUCUCUUCAGUACCGAUCCGCUCUCCAAUUGGUUUUCAGCUAUUUCCUUGGCACAUGCCCUACUCGAAAACCCAACACAAAAGGAACAACUGCUUCGAGUGCUACUGGCCACUUCGGUGGGAAGUACUCCAGUUUCUCUCCUCCAGCAGUGCACACAACUUCUACAGCAAGCUAACUGUAAAUUCCAAAGCAAGGUGGCUCUGCUCAUGCUCCUAGCCGUUUGGCUAAGUCACUGUCAGCUGGCCGUCAAAACAUUCCUAUCCUCGCCGGGAAGUGUAGCCUAUCUCAUCGCACAAAUAGCUGCCAACGAGCAUGAUGAUAACGAGUAUCUUAUUCAAGGACUCUGCGCCUUUUUGAUGGGAAUCUGCAUCCAAUUCAAUGACAACAGCGUCCAGAGUAACAAGCGGGACGAUCUUUGCCAACUGUUGGUCAAACGCAUCGGACUGGAAACGUACAGUGCCAAGUUAGGCGAAGUGUCCAAACACGAGAACUACAGCCGCUCGGCCAAGCAGCCACAGAUUAGAAUACGAUCCAGCUCGGAUCUACUGUUGGACUACGAGUUCUGCAAACUGUUCAAGGCACUGGAAUCCGCCAUAACAAUAACGGUAAAUGGCUUUGGUAGCGGAGCAGACAACAUCAACGAGCUGACGCUUAGUCAAGAAGCUUCCGGUUUGGUUGGUCAGUACAAGGACAUCAUACGGGAUCAAGAUAGCCGUUUGCAGAAACUUCAGGAGCAAAUGAGAAACUUUGAAACGGAAAAUAUGCUAUUAAAGGCACAACUUGAACAAGCGCAAAACACCAACGCUCAGUUGUCGGAUCAAAAUAUACUGCUCAAGGCACAGCUACAGGCUGCAUCGGAUCUGCAGAAAAGCCAACAGCAGCAGUCUCCAUUCCAUUUGCUUCCCACUCAAGGCGAAAACGUAAACCAUCAGGUGGAAGCCCUCGAAAGCAAGCUGGCGGCGGUUACCAUUCAGCAGCAGGAUCAGCAAUCCCGUGCUAGCUAUUUCGAGGCAGAGAAUAGACGGCUUUUGAACGAGAUAGAACAGCUCAGACAGCGGGUCACCGAGGCGGAAAAGUCAGCUGAAGAGGGCAAAAGUGAUCUGGAAAAGCUGCAGAAGGAUCAGGAGGAUUUGAUGGAAUUGCUAACCGAUCAAGAGAACAAAAUGAGGAGCUACCGACACACUUUGAAGAAUCUGGGACACAAAGUUGAAGACGACAGUGAGGAAGACGAACCAGAUGUCGACGGUACUAAAAAUGUGUAAUUUUUACAAUGAGUAUUCCAAACAGUUCGAUUUUGUUGUUCAGCUUGUUAUUUUUUUAUUUUUUGUUUAUACAUUUAUGUUGUGAAAUUCUUGCAUGCUCGACCUUGGUAGCCACGAAACAGUCAAGUUGCAUAAUUAGUAAAUAAUAUUUACUAUUCGCCUAUUAGAAUAAAAUAAUUCAAUCCAUUA